Messenger RNA from Drosophila willistoni, 1032 nucleotides. Its product is annotated as protein PFC0760c-like. Lineage: Eukaryota; Metazoa; Arthropoda; Insecta; Diptera; Drosophilidae. The transcript is spliced from 6 exons. The coding region runs from base 1 to 1032 and encodes 343 amino acids. The record is from RefSeq and is a predicted model, not a curated record.
AUGUCGUGUUUUUGGAGCACAAGUUCAUGGAAGAGUGUGAGCACUGUCGAGAACCAUCAUCUCCAUCAUCACCAGCUCCGUUAUCACCAGCUCCGUUAUCACCAAACCCUCCUAAAAGAGCUUAUGUUGCAGACCCAGCAAAGUCACUACGACUUGAUGGUUAUAAUCAUUAGCCGGAAUGGGGAACAAGAGGAAGAUGUAGAACCCCAACAGGGUGAGCAGGGACCAACAUCAAACAGUAAACAAAUUCGAGCCCAAGACCAAGCACAACCGAUGGAUGCUGAUCCAUCAGUUUCCAAACUGAGACAGCAGACUGCUUGGGGUAAAACCCGCGGUAGCGCCACUUACGGCGAAUCUCAAAAGAGACAGAACGCAUCAGAGCGUAUGACUGGACAGAGUCACCAGAAUGUUAACAACAUUUCUCAAAAAGACUCGGCCCAAGACCAACAAUACGCGCGUAUAGUAGAGUCCGCCGUCGCAGAGGCUAGCGAUGAGAACGACUCCAUACCGGACAAUGAUUUGCUAAAUUUUUUAGAGAACGCUCCCAACUGUCGAAACGUUCUGGCAUCCGACGAUGUCAUACUCAUGUACCCGAACUUUCAAAAACCUUUCGACCUCACAACCGACGCUUCUGCCGACGGGAUUGGAGCAGUGUUGUCCCAGGGCGGUGAGCUUUCCUUGACCUACACAAUCGAGACAACGGACAAGCCUGUUAAUCUCUUUAGAAACCAAGUAAUCCUAGAAGAGGCACGCUACAACUUGCAUCGGACACUAAUUCUAUUCGGCAGCAAAACUUACCAUGUGAUACAAUUCACAGACAAGAACGAUCUCCUUAAAUCCUUAAAGCUUGUAGUGAACCGUGAUGUUACAGAGGACAGUGCUGUUAACGAUGAUAACUACAAUGAUAAAGAUGAUGAUAACGACGUUAAUGAUGAUGACUACUCCGAAGAUGAGGAUAAUGAUGAUAACAACGAUAAUAAUGAGAACGACGGUUACGAAGAUGACGACGAAGAUGCUGAAAACCCAGCAUGA